Chanos chanos (milkfish) is the source of this 1903-nucleotide messenger RNA. RefSeq names its product t-complex 1 (gene tcp1). Gene Ontology annotation, molecular function: ATP binding; ATP-dependent protein folding chaperone; ATP hydrolysis activity. The coding region runs from base 21 to 1697 and encodes 558 amino acids. Gene Ontology annotation, biological process: protein folding. NCBI's taxonomy places the organism in Eukaryota, Metazoa, Chordata, Actinopteri, Gonorynchiformes, Chanidae. The transcript is spliced from 12 exons. The record is from RefSeq and is a predicted model, not a curated record.
UUCGAAAGUAGUGGUCGAAGAUGUCGGCAUUUGAGGGCCCGUUAAACGUGCUCGGUCAGAGAACGACGGGAGACUCCGUCCGGACACAAAAUGUCAUGGCCGCAGCAUCCAUCGCUAACAUCGUCAAGAGCUCUCUUGGCCCGGUCGGGCUCGAUAAGAUGUUGGUUGAUGAUAUUGGCGACGUGACCAUCACUAAUGACGGAGCCACCAUCCUGAAGCUGCUGGAGGUGGAGCACCCUGCCGCUAAGGUCCUGUGUGAGCUGGCAGACCUUCAGGACAAAGAAGUUGGAGAUGGCACUACCUCUGUGGUGAUCAUUGCUGCAGAGUUGCUGAAGAGUGCAGACGAGCUGGUAAAACAGAAAAUCCACCCUACUUCCAUCAUUAGUGGAUACAGACUGGCCUGCAAGGAGGCUGUUCGAUACAUCAACGAGAACCUGACCAUUAGCACAGAUGACCUGGGCCGUGACUGUCUGGUCAACGCUGCUAAGACCUCCAUGUCCUCCAAGAUCAUCGGAGUUGAUGCAGACUUCUUUGCCAAUAUGGUGGUGGACGCAGCGUUGGCUGUGAAGUUUGUGGAUGGCAAGGGCGUGCCCCGUUACCCCAUCAACUCAGUCAACGUGCUGAAAGCCCACGGGAAGAGUCAAAAAGAGAGCUUCCUUGUCAAUGGAUAUGCCCUCAACUGCACCGUGGGCUCUCAAGGUAUGGUGAAGCGUGUGGUCAAUGCCAAGGUGGCCUGUCUGGACUUCAGUCUUCAGAAGACCAAGAUGAAACUGGGAGUGCAGGUGGUCAUCAGUGACCCAGAGAAACUUGACCAGAUCAGGCAAAGGGAGUCUGACAUCACUAAGGAGCGAAUUCAGAAGAUUCUGGCUGCAGGAGCCAAUGUGGUCCUGACCACUGGGGGCAUUGAUGACAUGUGCCUGAAGUACUUUGUGGACAGUGGAGCCAUGGCCGUCAGAAGGGUGCUCAAGAGGGACCUCAAGCGCAUCGCCAAGGCAACUGGAGCCACCAUCUGCCCAUCACUGUCUAAUCUGGAGGGAGAGGAGACGUUUGAGGCGUCCAUGCUGGGGCAGGCAGAGGAGGUGGUGCAGGAGCGAGUGUGUGAUGAUGAACUCAUCCUUAUCAAAAAUACCAAGGCCCGUACGUCGGCGUCUAUAAUCCUGCGUGGAGCGAACGACUUCAUGUGUGACGAGAUGGAACGCUCUCUGCAUGACGCCCUGUGUGUGGUCAAGAGAGUGCUAGAGUCCAAGUCAGUGGUGCCAGGAGGGGGCGCUGUAGAAGCUGCACUGUCCAUAUAUUUGGAGAACUAUGCCACGAGCAUGGGCUCACGUGAGCAGCUGGCGAUAGCUGAGUUUGCUCGCUCUCUGCUGGUAAUCCCCAAAACGCUAGCUGUAAACGCAGCACAGGACUCCACUGACCUGGUGGCCAAACUACGGGCUUUCCACAAUGAGGCCCAAGUCAACCCUGAACGCAAGAACCUGAAAUGGAUUGGUCUUGAUUUGGUGAAUGGGAAACCUAGAGAUAAUAAACAGGCCGGAGUCUAUGAGCCAACCAUGGUUAAAACGAAAAGCCUGAAGUUUGCCACGGAAGCCGCCAUCACCAUCCUUCGUAUCGAUGACCUUAUCAAGCUCUUCCCUGAUCAGAAAGAGGGCGGACCCUCCUACCAGGACGCUGUCCAGUCGGGAUCUCUGGAGGAGUAAAGUCACCUGUCAACUCUCCUGGAUUUGUUAGUGUAUUUAUAUAAAAACAACCCAGAGCUUGGCUGUCCUAGUGUAGAUGCUGCACUUUGCUUGUGUUACGUUUCGUUUUUCUUUUGCUGCCAUGGUGACAUUGCCAUGGGAUCUGUAACAAACGACUGACUGUUUUUGGACACUUAAGGAGAAUAAACCCAGAUGGUUGUAAUUAA